Centropristis striata (black sea bass) is the source of this 5761-nucleotide messenger RNA. RefSeq names its product apoptosis-associated tyrosine kinase b (gene lmtkb). The transcript is spliced from 14 exons. NCBI's taxonomy places the organism in Eukaryota, Metazoa, Chordata, Actinopteri, Perciformes, Serranidae. Gene Ontology annotation, biological process: peptidyl-tyrosine autophosphorylation; brain development. The record is from RefSeq and is a predicted model, not a curated record. Gene Ontology annotation, molecular function: ATP binding; protein tyrosine kinase activity. Bases 1 to 4920 code for a protein of 1639 amino acids.
AUGAAGUCCUUGGUGCGAAGGAAAGGAACAGCUGGGUAUCAUCAGCAUGGCGCUCCGCUGAGCGAGCUGUCCUGGUCUUCGUCUCUGGCCGUGGUGGCCGUCUCCCUGUCGGGCCUCUUCACCUUCGUCUUCCUCAUGCUGGCCUGUCUCUGCUGCACCAAGAACAAGAGCGGCUUCAAAGAAUUCAAGAAUGUGGACGGGGAGGAGUACCAUGCAGAUAUGUCCACCUUGGCCUCGCCGACCUCCCAGGGCAGCCCGGAUGUCUACAUCCUGCCGCUCACCGAGGUGUCCCUGCCGGUCGCCAAGCAACCUGCUCGAUCAGUCCAACUCCUGAAGUCCACUGAUCUGAGCCGCCACAGUCUGCUGUACCUGAAAGAGAUCGGCCAUGGCUGGUUCGGGAAGGUUCUGCUGGGGGAGGUGAACGCCGGCCUGAACACCACCCAGGUGGUGGUGAAGGAGCUGAAGGCCAGCAGCAGCGUGCAGGACCAGAUGCAUUUCCUAGAGGAAGCUCAGCCUUUCCGAGGCCUUCAGCACCCAGCGCUGCUGCAGUGUCUGGCCCAGUGCACCGAGGUGACGCCCUACCUGCUGGUCAUGGAGUUCUGUCCUCUGGGGGACGUGAAGGGGUACCUGAGGAGCUGCAGGAGCUCAGAGAGCAUGGCCCCGGAGCCCCUGGUCCUCCAGAGGAUGGCCUGUGACAUCGCUGCAGGACUCCUGCACAUGCACAAACACAGCUUCACUCACGGUGACUUGGCUUUGAGGAACUGCUUGCUGACUGCUGACGUCUCAGUGAAGAUUGGAGAUUAUGGCUUGUCCCAGAACAAGUACAAGGAUGAUUACUUCGUGACGUCAGAUCAGCUGUUCGUGCCGCUGCGCUGGAUCGCUCCGGAGCUGGUGGACGAGGUUCACGGAAACCUGCUGGUGGCCGACCAGACCCCACGCAGCAACAUGUGGUCUCUGGGUGUGACUAUCUGGGAGCUGUUUGAACUGGGCAGCCAGCCCUACAGACACUACUCUGACAGACAGGUCCUGACCUACGCCAUCAGAGAGCAGCAGCUCAGACUCCCCAAACCUCUGCUCAAAGUACCGCUGGCUGAGCGCUGGUACGAGGUGAUGCAGUUCUGCUGGCUGCAGCCGGAUCAGAGACCCAACGCAGAAGAAGUCCACCUGCUGCUCAGCUACCUGUGUGCCAAGGGCGCCAGCGAGGCCGAAGAGGACUUUGAGAGGCGGUGGAACUCCCUGCGCCCAAACACCGUCUUCAACAGCCACCGCGGCGCCUCGGCCAUGUUGCGAGACCACCCCUCAUCCACCACCUCCUCCUCCUUCCCCCUCCUGGAGCAGUUCUCGGCGGCCGACGGCUACCACUCAGAGUCCGGGGACGACAUCCUCACGGUCACGGAGACCAGCCACGGCCUCAACUUUGAGUACAAGUGGGAGCAAGCCAGAGCGGAGCAGUCGUACCGAGCCCCGGACUCUUCCAGUUCCCUCGGUCAGGUCAACCACCAUUGCCAGGAGGCGUUUUACCCCCCUGGGGGCAUCGUGGGGGGCUGCCCCAUGGAGAGCCUCAGCCACGGAGUAUCCUCUUACUACCCACCAAAACAUCUGCACGCCCCGGGAAUCCUCCCUGUCCUCAGCGCCCACAGCCCCUCGGUGAGCAGCGAGUACUACAUCCGCAUCGAAGAGCCGGUAGACUGCAACAUCGACCCGGACUUCACCAUGUGCUCCUACAGCCCGGACUACCAGGGCAGCAGCGGCAGCUUCCUCACUGGGAGUGCCGACUCAGGUGAGUGCAUGGCCUGCCCGUCCCAAACUAAGACUCCUUACUGGUCGGCAGAUAUCCACAAGUCGGACAUCUACGACUCGAACGACUCCAGUCCUGCCAUUUCCUUGACGAUGGAGCCUCUUCUAGGGCAAGUGUUGGACAACAGCCCACUGCAGCACUGGGAGUCUAGUCACUAUGUGUCCUAUAAAGACAGAGAUGGGGGGUACUACUACGAGCACUCGCCUCCUUUGGGGAUAGAUCGCUAUUUAAUUGGCAGUGAGACCGCAAGUGAUUAUCCUCAGGAAAGCUGGGGGUCCAGGAGUUUGCGUCAGGCCUUGGGGGAGCUGGAGAACCCACUGGGUGUAGCCCCCGUUGUGGGCAGCGCACCCCAACAGGCCUACAGAGACACAUACCUGGACACCAGUCAGACCUCCAUUAUUGGGAAGAACGUGACGGGAGGCUACUACGACAUGAUGGGCUCCCUGAGGAAGACGAUGCCCAGCCACAACAGGCACAACUCGGUCAGCAUCAACAUGGAGACGGAGGGGGCGCUCUUCAUCGGGCACAGGGACAACAGCGACACCGAGGAGGAAGAUGAAGAGGACAUCUUUGUUGAGAGACACACCUGCAACACUUGGCCGUCGAAACACCGGGUGAGCCACCACAGACGGGCGAGCCACAGCUGCAGACAGGAUGCGUACGUGGAUUUCCACUACACCAUGCCGAGUACGGACAUCGAAGACUCGUGGCCGGAGGAUUACAGCCUGGCCUUCCACUCUCUACCCAAACCCAUCGACUAUCUGGAGGCCAAAGACAACAGUGCCUGCCUUAGUCUGAGUAAGCAUCACACCAUGGUGCCCUCAGACAACUGCAACGCCUACAUCUACCUGUGCCACGAGGCCGAAACUCAGAUGCCCCCAUCUUCAGAGUGCUGCCACUCCCACUUUAUCGACCCUCUUACAGGAUUACUCAUCAGAAACAACAGCUACAGCCACAGCUACAGUCACAGCAGCUACACCACCAGCGAUAAGGCCGUAGACGCGCCGAGCAAUGACGAGAUGAUCAAUCUAUCGCCGGCUCCGGGGGGUCCCAUUGUGGCCAAACCGGCCCUGAUAAAACCUGAAGACAUUAGAGAAACGUAUGUUGACCUCACGACUGAUGACACACUCUACAACAAAGAGAAGAGCAACAACGUGGAUGCAAUCAAAGAAAAUCCAAUCAUGCAAAAGCCGACAGAGGUUAAAGUAGAAGAAGGAGUGACCGAACCGCCUCCUGCUGACAACAUGCAUGUGAUGGUGGCCCUCACGGACCCCCAGUCAGAGCUGAGUCACACCGCCGACAGCGACGUGGACCGAGGCGGCUCCUCCGUGAGCCUCGCCGACAUCCUCGACUGCAGUGACGGAGACGAGGACGAUGACAUCACGGACGACAUCACCGACGUCACCUCGGGCAUCUUCGUCGACGAGUCCAGCGAGCUGACCGCUUCUCCGGCCUUCAAGUCGCUCCAGAAGCAGGUGGGGACCCCCGAUUCGAUGGACUCCAUGGACCUGCCAUCUGCAGCCGGGUCCUGCGAAGGCUUCAGCCCCGCCUCGUCACACCCGUCCAGCUCGCCCAAAGCUAUGGACAGCGGCUACGACACGGAAAACAACGAGAGCCCGGAGUUUGUACCCAAAGAGCCUCACGAACCUCGUGAACAACCUCUGGGGAAGCCCACUACCCUGGAUAAGAGCCCCGAGGAGGACAAGGAGCUGGAGGAGCAGGGGACGGAGGAUAAAGUUGAGGCUGAAACAUCAUCGGGGGAAGAUUUGUCCUCACAAACAGGCGACCACAUCCUUUUACCACUCAGCGAUAAGACUCCGUACAGAGACUCCGCCUACUUUUCAGACUACGAGAGCGAGAGGCAGUCGAGGGAUGAAGGCGAGGAAAGGGGCGAUGUUGAAAAGGAGGCGCACACGGGAGAAGAGAAGAAGGCUGAGAAAAGGAAGAAUCAAGAGGUCGGAGAGCUGAAUGAGAUUGUAGUAAACAAAAUAAAACUUGAACUUAAAUGCAUAUCAACAGGAGGAGCAGAAUCCUCCUCCUCCUCCUUGCCAUUAGGGAUGAACGCAUUCUUGACAGAAGAGUGUGGUGAGGAUGAGGAGGAGCUGGGCCUUCCUCUGGAGCCCUCGGACACCACCUCCAUAGCAGAAGGAGGCCUGGACGAAUGGCCGUCCCAGGAGGAGAGCUCCUCCUUAGGGGACUGGGCUGCAGAGGUGGUGGGAGCCAUGGAGGAAGCUAUCGGUGCCCUGAAUGGAGAGUGUACCCCCAACAAGGUGGAGGUGGAAUCUGUUGAAGCUUUAGAAACAGAAGAACCAGAGAUCAAGACGCUUCAAAGCAGAGCAUCAGGUGAAAUCCAGCACACUUUACCCAAAGAUGAAGUGGCCUUGCAGCAGACAGGAAGCACCAGACGCUUCUCCUCUUCGUCUCCUCCACCUCCCUCCAUUCCACCUCCUCCAUUACCUGCAGCUGAUGGAGAGGAUGCAGACGAGGAGGGCGGGGACACCGACGACAGUGACGAGUCGGACGAGGAGCUGCGGAGCUACAGCGUGCAGCAGCAGCAGGAGGAGCAGAGCGGCGGCGAGGAGAGCGAGGAGGAGGAUUACCCGGUGCCCAUCGUGGUCAGCGACGACAGCCACGCCCACAAACUGAGAAGCCUCCUGAAGACGAAGACAAACCUGCAGGAGGAGGAGGAGGAGGAGGAGCGCAAGAAGAAGACGGUGUCUUUUUUUGACGACGUCACCGUCUAUCUGUUCGAUCAGGAGAGCCCAACGAAGGAGCUGGUGGAGCACGGCUUCCCUUUAGGAGGAGAAGGUCAAAGUUCAUGGAGCAAAUCCCAAGAAAGGCUGAACGCCUCCGAUGACUCUUCAGAUGGAAACAUCUCAGAGGAGAGUGCAGGGUACGAGUGGGAGGACGACUUCCCUCUGCUCCCUCUGCCCACCUCCUCCGGACCCUCGGACUCCCCUCUGAUCCGAUCGGCCCCUAAAGCUCCGGACCCCAAACCAGCCGUCCAGUUCUCUCGCUUCACCGUCUCCCCCUCCAACGUGUCUCGGUUCUCCAUCACCCACAUCUCUGACUCUGACAUGGACUCUGCAGGAGGAAGCAGCGAGGACGGAGACAAAGAAUAACUGCUGUGGAUCUUUCUGCCUCUCUGAGACGACAUCUCGGCCUCCUAGCAUGACUUCUCUUUUAUUUUUUGAACGUCAGGUUUUAGAAAAACACAAGACAGUGCCUCUUACCGCCUCUGGACACUUUUGAAAGGUCCGUCUUACUGACCUAAACUGUUUAGAAUACUGAAAAGAGAAUGGUUAAUAUAUAAAAAAAAUUACAGGAUGUUAAUAUAUACUGUGUGUAUGAUGUAAAGAAUCUAUGAGAGCAGGGGGGAAAACUUUGGAUUGUGCAUAUUUUUCGGAUUAAAAAGACACAAUGGAAGGAAAAGCAUCACAUUCGCCACCUCUUUCACUUCUUAAUUUAUGACGGGAAGCAUUUAUGAGAGAGUGGAACCAGCUGGAUUUCAGUUAAAACGAGUAAACUUCAGGUUUUCUGGCUUUUCAAUGGAGGAAUCUGCACUUUGGACAAGACUGUACAGCUCCACAGACUUUCUACUUUUUAGGAAACUGCUUUACUUACUGUCUUAAUAAAUAUCAACGAGAAUCCUUGGGGGUAUCACAAGUAAUAUAAUGUUAUUAUUAUGGUUCAUGCGGAGACAAAGGAACUGCUGCUAAGAAGCAAAGGAGGAUUUUAACGGCUCGUGUCUGGCGACGGAGAAGUUUUUGUGGAAACAGCUGAUCGAACCUGGACAAUUUGAUAUUUUGUGACUCUAUUUAUUUUUCUUUUUUUUGUAUCAGGACCACUACUGUACUGUUUUACAUGAAUCUAUGGCUCAUUAUCUCACCAGGCACCACAGCAUUGGAAAGAAGUGAAAGAAGUUAUUUCAGAUUUAACUCUUAUUAAAAGGUUUAACAGGUU